Callithrix jacchus (white-tufted-ear marmoset) is the source of this 811-nucleotide messenger RNA. Its product is annotated as integrator complex subunit 4. Gene Ontology annotation, cellular component: integrator complex. NCBI's taxonomy places the organism in Eukaryota, Metazoa, Chordata, Mammalia, Primates, Cebidae. Gene Ontology annotation, biological process: snRNA processing. The record is from RefSeq and is a predicted model, not a curated record.
AUGGAGACCCUACUCCCCAUGAGGCUACAGGCCAAAGCUUUGCAACUUAUAGUAACAGCACGAACUACACGAGGACUUGACCCCUUAUUUGGGAUGUGUGAAAAAUUUCUACAGGAAGUGGACUUUUAGAGGUAUUUCAUCGCUGAUUUGCUGCACUUGCAGGACAGCUUUGUGGACAAACUUCUUGACCUUAUGCCCUGACUCAUGACAUCCAAACCUGCAGAAGUGGUCAAAAUUCUACAGACCAUGCUGUGGCACAGUGCCUUCCUGCAUCUCCCACUUCCAGAGCAGAUCCACAAAGCCUCAGCCACCACCAUCGAGCCAGCAGUAGAGUCAGACAACCCUUUGCGGUUUACAUCCGGGUUGGUGGUGGCCCUGGAUGUUGAUGCAACCCUAGAACAUGUGCAGGACCCUCAGAACACUGUGAAGGUCCAGGUCUUAUAUCCAGAUGGCCAGGCUCAGAUGAUUCACCCCAAGCCCGCAGACUUCUGGAAUCCUGGCCCAGGGUGGCACCGACUCAUCACUCAGGUUUACCUCUCCCAAACUGCUUGGACAGAGCCAUGUCAGGUAGAAGUGAGGCUGCUGCUGUCCUACAACUCCAGUGCUCGCAUUCCAAAAGCCCCCUGGAUGGAGGGUAGUGAGGUAUCGCCCCAGGUGGAAACCAGCAUCGAGGGCACCAUUCCCUUCAGCAAGCCUGUAAAAGUUUAUAUAAUGCCCAAACCUGCGUGGUUCUGAGGCAAAAGCUGUCUUUCCAACCUUGGCCUAGAGAGCCCUUACUUUGGUGUCAGAAUGAGCCAAACCUGAAGCACUU